AUGGGCGAGUUCGACGAUUACUGGGCGCGGGCGUACAGGGGCGACCCCGCGGUGCCGCACUCGGACCCGCAGCGGCUCAUCUCCACCUGGACCGGCGCCUUCGCCCUCGGCGCCGCCGCCUGCGUCCACCACCACGUCUCCGGCCUCGCCUCCAACAUCAAGUCCCUUCCCCACAGGUACCUUUAUGAUCAAUCAAUAUGUGUCUGGAAAGAUUAUCUGAAUUGUGAAAGUAGUAGUCGACCUGGUCGUCAGCACUGCUCUAUUUGCGGUCUUCCUGGUUGUAUCAACAGAUACGAUAUCUCCAUUGGAUGUGCUUUGCUUGGGACUAGGAGCUGGCAAGACAUGACAAUGAUGCUCGAUCAGAAGCGCUGGAAGAAAAUUCUCGACAAGAAGCAGCAACAAGCUUAA
Molecule: messenger RNA, 408 nt
Organism: Triticum turgidum subsp. durum (durum wheat)
Lineage: Eukaryota; Viridiplantae; Streptophyta; Magnoliopsida; Poales; Poaceae
Source: the annotation of a GenBank genome assembly